AUGGCGGGGCGGCCCGGGCCGGGCACGGGGCGGCGGGAGGCGGCGGCGGGCGGGGCCCGGCGCUUCCCGCGGGAGUGCUGCGAGGGGCUGGGCGGCCUGGACUACGGCCAGGUGGAUGUGGCAGCCAUGGUGCAGCUCUUUGGCUACGUGGAUGUGACCGACACUGGCUUCAUUGUGGCUGUCCUCUCAAUUGCCUUCAACCCUCUCUUCUGGAAUGUGGUAGCCAGAUGGGAGCACAAAACACGAGCACUCAGCCAAGUCUUCGGCUCUCCCCAUGCUGCCUGUUACUGCCUGGGCACUGUGAUCCUGGUGCUGAAUUGUGUGCGGAGCCACUGCUUCACAGAAGCCAUGAAGAGCCAGCCAAAGCUGGAGGGCUGGGACUGCCACUGGACCUACUACUCAGGCUUGGCCAUCUCAGCUGUAGGGACCUUGUUUGUCAUCUCCAGCUUCUUAGCACUGGGAUUCACUGGGACCUUCCUAGGUGAUUACUUUGGCAUCCUGAUGGAGGAAAAAGUGACCAGUUUCCCCUUCAGCGUCCUGGAUAAUCCCAUGUACUGGGGCAGCACAGCCAUCUACCUGGGCUGGUCCCUCAUGCACGCCAGCCCAGCUGGCCUUUUGCUGACAGCUGUAGUGGCAAUUUCCUACACAAUUGCUGUGCUGUACGAGGGGCCUUUCACAGAGGAAAUCUAUCGGAGGAAGCAGAAGGGAGUGAAGAGCAAGUAG
Molecule: messenger RNA, 723 nt
Organism: Cinclus cinclus
Lineage: Eukaryota; Metazoa; Chordata; Aves; Passeriformes; Cinclidae
Gene: PEMT
Product: phosphatidylethanolamine N-methyltransferase
Exons: 7
Coding region: 1-723 (240 amino acids)
Biological process (GO): phosphatidylcholine biosynthetic process
Molecular function (GO): phosphatidylethanolamine N-methyltransferase activity
Source: RefSeq, a predicted model, not a curated record